Messenger RNA from Chaetura pelagica (chimney swift), 2373 nucleotides. RefSeq names its product glutamate decarboxylase 2 (pancreatic islets and brain, 65kDa) (gene GAD2). Lineage: Eukaryota; Metazoa; Chordata; Aves; Apodiformes; Apodidae. The transcript is spliced from 15 exons. Gene Ontology annotation, cellular component: cytoplasm. The record is from RefSeq and is a predicted model, not a curated record. The coding region runs from base 1 to 1701 and encodes 566 amino acids. Gene Ontology annotation, molecular function: glutamate decarboxylase activity; pyridoxal phosphate binding. Gene Ontology annotation, biological process: GABA shunt.
AUGCCAGUAGAAAGGCCUGAUCCUGCUCCCUUGCUUAGCUCUCCAGAUGCUACGACUGGCGGCAGCAGCGAGCUGCAGGCCCUGCUCUACGGAGAUGCCGAGAAGCCCGUGGAAACCGGCGCCAGGGCAGCCCCGGGAGCUGCGGAGCCGCGGCCAGCCUGUACCUGCGACAAAAAACCCUGCGGCUGCCAAAAAGCGGAGGUGAAUUACGCCUUUCUGCACUCAACAGAUCUUCUGCCGGCAUGCAACGGGGAAAUAACAACCAUGUCUUUCUUACAAGACGUUGUGGACAUUUUACUUCAGUAUGUGGCAAAAAGUUUUGAUAGAUCGACGAAAGUUAUUGAUUUCCAUUAUCCAAAUGAGCUGCUCCAGGAGUAUAACUGGGAACUGGCAGAGCAGCCACAGACCUUGGAAGAAAUUUUAUUGAACUGCAGAACAACUCUGAAGUAUGCAAUUAAAACAGGGCACCCUAGAUAUUUUAAUCAACUUUCAACUGGAUUGGACAUGGUUGGAUUGGCAGCAGACUGGCUGACAUCAGCAGCAAAUACUAAUAUGUUCACCUAUGAAAUUGCUCCAGUGUUUGUACUUUUGGAAUAUGUCACACUAAGGAAAAUGAGAGAGAUGGUUGGCUGGCCAGGGGGCUGUGGCGAUGGUAUAUUUUCACCUGGUGGUGCCAUAUCUAACAUGUAUGCUAUGUUGAUUGCACGUUUCAAGAUGUUCCCAGAAGUUAAAGAAAAAGGAAUGGCAGCUAUUCCCAGACUGGUUGCCUUCACAUCAGAACAUAGUCACUUCUCUGUGAAGAAAGGAGCUGCAGCCUUGGGUAUUGGUACAGAUAGUGUGAUUCUGAUUAGAUGUGAUGAAAGAGGGAAAAUGAUCCCAUCAGACCUUGAAAGAAGAAUUAUCGAAGCCAAACAAAAAGGAUUUGUUCCUUUUCUGGUGAGUGCCACAGCUGGGACAACAGUGUACGGGGCGUUUGAUCCUCUCAUAGCUAUUGCAGACAUCUGCAAGAAAUACAAAAUCUGGAUGCACGUGGAUGGAGCAUGGGGAGGUGGGCUCCUGAUGUCAAGAAAACACAAAUGGAAGUUAAAUGGUGUUGAAAGGGCUAAUUCAGUGACCUGGAACCCUCACAAGAUGAUGGGUGUCCCGCUGCAGUGCUCAGCCCUGCUAGUGAGAGAAGAGGGGUUGAUGCAGAGCUGCAAUCAAAUGCAUGCUUCCUACCUCUUUCAACAAGACAAGCACUACGACCUGUCUUACGACACAGGAGACAAGGCUUUGCAGUGUGGGCGGCACGUUGACGUCUUCAAGCUGUGGCUGAUGUGGAGGGCAAAGGGAACCACAGGAUUUGAAGCACAAAUUGAUAAGUGCUUGGAACUUGCAGAGUACCUGUACAACAAAAUAAAGAACAGAGAAGGGUAUGAAAUGGUGUUUGAUGGUAAGCCUCAGCACACAAACGUCUGCUUCUGGUACAUACCCCCCAGCUUGCGUGGUAUGGAAGACAACGAGGAGAGAACGAGCCGCCUUAUGAAGGUGGCACCAGUGAUAAAAGCCCGGAUGAUGGAGUAUGGAACGACCAUGGUGAGUUACCAGCCGCUGGGAGACAAAGUGAACUUCUUCCGGAUGGUCAUCUCCAACCCUGCAGCAACUCACCAAGACAUUGACUUCCUGAUUGAUGAAAUAGAACGCCUGGGACAAGAUUUAUAAUAAUUGUGUGGGAAAGUCUGUUCCUGGACCUCUAAUUAGACACUUAAGUUGUCACAAACUGUGCGAAUGUAAUUGUAGUUUGUUCCAAAGUAAAUCUAUUUCUAUAUUGUGGCGUUGGAAUAGAGUACAGUUUAAAAUCAAGAAACAUGGCUCCUUUAAAGUCCUUUCCUGAGUUUUAAAAGACCUCCUUAAUAAUUAGGUGCACAAAAAGCUGUAUUAAAACAAAUAAGAACAGAAGAUACUUAAAAUAUCAUCCCCCAUUUUAACACAACUACUGUAAAUAAAAAUCAAUCAGACUGAAUUAUGCCAAAUUUGCCCAAAAUGGUGACAAAACCAAAUUGGGGGAAGUGGGAGGGGGCAGUGAGAAGCAGAGUAUACAAGUUGUAUGUUUAAAUGUGAAAGCAUUUUGCCUUUUUCGUAGUAUUAGAACAGAAUUUCUAAUAUACCUAUAGCAACAUUUCAAUUGUAUUUAAAUAGGUAUAGUUUUACAAAAGGAAAGAUAUAUAUAUGAAAAAUAUCCUAUUUUAUAAACUAUAUAUUUUUAUUUUAUAUGGGUUAUAAAAAUGCAAGGACAGAAGCUGAAAAUUAACUAGGAUUCUUCUUCUUUUGAUGGAGGUGCCUCAAAUAUUUAUUACUGCUUCUUUUAAGAUGCAAGUCCACAUACACAUUCUU